AAUUAUAUCUCUCUUCUUAUUUAAUCUGAUUCUUCUUCUAUGGAAGAGAUCAUGAUCAGACAAGCCGAUCCAUUGGCGCCGGCCAGAAUCUUUCCGAAGAGCGACGAGGAGAGCGGCAUGGCCAACCCCAAGAACGCCAGCCGGCGGCGGCGGCCAAGAAGCAGCAGCAAGUGCUUCGUCUACAUCCUCGCGGCGCUCGUCUUUCUCAGCCUGGCCGCGCUAGUCUUCGCUCUAAUCUUCCUGCGCGUCCAGCCGCCCAAACUGGAGAUCACCUCCGCCGCCGUGAAGAAUCUCAAGUACGCCACCUCCCCGGCGGCCUCCCUCAACGCCACCAUCACGGCGGAAGUCAGCGUCAGGAACAGAAACUUUGGGCCGUUCAGAUUCGAGAGCAGUAGCCUCGUGGUUCUGUAUAAGAAUGUGAGCCUCGGCGGCGCGAAAUUGGAGGGUGGGGUGGCCGGAGCAAGGGGGACGGAGAAGGUGGGGGCGGCGAUGGAAGUGAGAUCGAGCUGGGUUUUGGCAGAGAAUGGGGUUUUCGGGGAUGAAUUGGGAUCGGGAUUGGUGGAGCUGAGAAGCCAUGGAAGAGUGGAGGGGAGAGUGAGGGUGAUGAAGAUGAACAGUGGGAAGAGGAGCGUGGAGAUGAAUUGCACAAUGACCCUCAAUCUGAAGAUCCAAGCUAUUCAGUAUUUAAAUUGCAGCUGAUUAUUUAUUUAUUUUUUAUUUGUGAAUAUAUAUAUUUUAAUUAUUUUUAAUUGUUGGGGGUGUUACAAUAAUUAUUAAAAAAAAAAUUAUGUCAUUUUAUAAAUAUUCAAAGGAGCUAUGCCAACUCUAUCUUAAAUCCCUCCCGAUAAUAAAAUAAACAUAUCAUUAAUGUAUAGAAUAACAAAAUUCAAAAAAUGAUGAAUUUAUUACAUAGUGUAAUUCAUCCGAAAUUC
Molecule: messenger RNA, 932 nt
Organism: Diospyros lotus (date-plum)
Lineage: Eukaryota; Viridiplantae; Streptophyta; Magnoliopsida; Ericales; Ebenaceae
Product: late embryogenesis abundant protein At1g64065
Exons: 1
Coding region: 40-699 (219 amino acids)
Cellular component (GO): plasma membrane
Source: RefSeq, a predicted model, not a curated record